Messenger RNA from Cylicocyclus nassatus, 483 nucleotides. The record is from the annotation of a GenBank genome assembly. Lineage: Eukaryota; Metazoa; Nematoda; Chromadorea; Rhabditida; Strongylidae.
CAGUUUUUAUAACAAAUCAUGGAAGGCAGCGAUGAUGACGAGGUCACACUCACCUACAUAAUUUUAAGUCUCUUUAUCAAUAUAUUGUUAUUACUAGCUAGUAUCUAUCAGCUUCGCGCACUUUAUAAAAUAAAGAAACGUAAAGAUUUGGCAAAAAUCAACAAAGCUGUAGGGAAAGCAAAAAAAGCUCUCCGUUGUGCAAGAUGGUCAGCAGUAGAGAUUGCAGUGUUGGCAGCACAAGCAGGCAUGACUAUCAACGAUAUCAGAGAAGAAUAUGCAAAGGACGCUGCUGGCCGACAGGAAGUUCUCACGUCGGUGCUUGGUAGUGGCAGGAACAACUUUGUAAAGAAGUUUCUUCAUAGUUACCCAUCACGAUUUCUCAAGUCAGGUUACAAGCUAGAACAAGAUUUCAUAAAGUUAGCAGAAGAAAACUUUCGUACAGCGCUAAGUAAUAAUUCAGUCAUGAAGAUGGAACCCAAAUAA